This is a messenger RNA of Diaporthe amygdali, 981 nucleotides long. RefSeq names its product nucleoside-diphosphate-sugar epimerase. Bases 1 to 981 code for a protein of 326 amino acids. The record is from RefSeq and is a predicted model, not a curated record. Lineage: Eukaryota; Fungi; Ascomycota; Sordariomycetes; Diaporthales; Diaporthaceae. The transcript has a single exon.
AUGUCUGAAGAGAGCAAGACAAUACUCAUCACUGGAGCUGCAGGCUUCAUUGGCCAACGCCUUACGGCGGCCCUCCUCGCCAAACACCCAGAGUACCGGCUAGUCAUCACCGAUAUCGUUGCUCCUACUCUUCCCUCAGGCGUGCACAAUGCAGAGAAGGCAGUCCCCGUCCAAGCCGACCUGAGCGAUCCGGCCUCACUCGCAAGCCUCAUCGCCGCAUCCCAACCUCUGGGAGCUGUCUUUGUCUUCCACGGGAUCAUGUCUUCUGGUUCCGAGGCCGACCCGAACCUGAGCCUCAAGGUGAACCUCGAUGCGACGCGAGCCUUGCUCCUCAAGCUCACGGAGACAAACAGGGGUGUCCGUGUCAUCUAUGCGUCUAGCCAGGCUGUCUAUGGCUCGCCACUGCCCGAUGUCAUCACGGACGCGGUGACGCCGACUCCCGCAGGUGUCUACGGAACGCACAAGCUAAUGACCGAGGUAUUCAUCAACGACCUGCACCGUCGCGGCCUGAUUGACGCGUUCUCGCUGCGCUUCCCAACCGUUUCAGUUCGCGCGGGCAAGCCGACGCAGGCGGCGAGCUCAUUCCUGUCAGGCAUGAUCCGCGAGCCUAUGAACGACCAGGAAUGUGUUAUUCCAAUCAAGGACCGAAGCUAUCGUGCGGUGCUCUCCGGACCUGGGACCCUGAUCGAAAACUUGUUGCGGGUCCUCAAGUUGCCGGGUGACGCCCUGCCGCCUCAUAUUCGUUGGAUGAACUUUCCAGGGAUCUCGGUGACCGUGCAAGAGCUGCUAGACUCACUGGCAAAGAUUGGCGGUGAAGAUAGACUCAAAUACAUCAGGGAGGAAACAGAUGUUGAUAUGGAGAGAAUACUGAGAACCUGGCCUCUGACGAUCGACGACUCCACCGCUGUGAACCUGGGGCUGAAGCGAGAUGAGAGCGCAGAAAGCUUGGUCAGGGAGUACGUCGAGUCGAUUGGGAAGUAG